GCGGUGGGCGGGGUGCGUGCGCGUGCGCUUUUUGCUCGUGGCAAGGCGACCGGGCAGCGGUGCACCGGGAUCUAUCCUUAUUGUAUUUUAUUCUGUUCUUUGCUCUCUUUCCCAACGAUCGUCCCUUGCCGUACAUCCGUAUUUUAGAACUUUACCUAUAACAAAGCAUGCUUAGGAUUUUAUUUCGUACUAUGCCAAUAUGAUAACAAAAAGUUACAUCGACGCCCGGCAAACUUAUGUUUUGUUUUGUUUUGUGUUCGAGUGUUUUAAAUAAAUAUUAAUCGUAGUAAUUUGUUGCAAAGUAUUUUAUUACUAAAUUAAAUUUUGUUUUUAACAUUAUGAAUAUCUAUAAUUUUGUGAUUCAUAUAUUUUUGUAUAGUUUUAUACACAUUUUUAUUGGAGUUGUGAGCGAUUUAAGGCCGAGUACACAAAGCAGUGAACUGUGUUUAACGCGCGCCGCUGCAUGUGAAGCAAGUGGGACAAAUGCUCGGCGAACAGUCUGCGGCAGCGAUGGCCAAACAUACCCCUCCAGAUGUCAGCUCAUGAAGGCACAGUGCGCUGGUAAACCAGUAAACGUGGCUCAUAGGGGACCUUGCAUAGCAGACGGCCAGUCAUCAUGCUUGAUUGCGCUGCGUUAUGCUCAAAGCGCCCGUACUAACCGGCGAGCCGCGUUCAUGCCGAAGUGUCGUGCUGACGGCACUUACGCGCCCGUGCAGUGCGCGGCAGCUGGUGCAGCCACGGGCUGCUGGUGUGUUACACCUGAAGGCAAAGCUCUGCCAGAUACUGCUGUCAGGAAUGGCCGGCCAGACUGCACAAGGACAGGCAAAUCACAGACGAGGCGCAGAUCAUCGGCACGCGACAAACGGAAUAAGAAAAGUUGCAGCCGAGUCGAUCGCGAUCAGUUCAACACGAUUUUGAUCAAUAUCUUUAAAGGGGAAUACAAAAGAAGUGUGGAGACCUGGGAUGCGGAACACGAGGAAAACCCUCAGCCAGAAGUCGUUGCUAACUGGAAAUUUAGUGAGUUAGACACAGACAGAAGUGAAACCUUGCAGAAAUCUGAAUAUAGAGGACUCAGAAGGCUUAUCAAAAAGGUGAUGAAGCCGAAGCGGUGUGCUCGUGCAUGGGCACCAAGCUGCGAUAGCGAUGGUAAUGGUGAAAUCACAAGAGCUGAAUGGGCAGCGUGUUUACUUGAUAACCCCGAGCUACGUGCACCGGACUUCUCUCUCCGUUUCUUCAUGUCGUUGAACGCAGACGAGGGCAGCGGACCCGAAACGGAGCCCGAUUAUAAGGAAGAGGAAAACCAACCGGACCCUAGCGCAGUGUUGCCAGGCAUAGUGAAAAAUUCGUUCGCACCCGAUGGGCCUGACGCAGACUCCCGGCGUGAAGACGAAGCAAACGACUGCCUCACUGAUCGACAGGCAGUGUUAGACGAACAGAAAGCCGGCGGUUCUGUGCUAUACGUGCCAGAGUGCACGGGCGACGGUCGAUAUGCGCGCGCGCAGUGCUACCGCUCCACUGGGUACUGUUGGUGUGUACACCAGGAUACCGGGAAACCAAUACCGGGCUCUUCAGUGAAGGACAAGCGGCCAGACUGUGACGCUGCACCGCAACACGCUAGUCCAAUGAGAGGGUGUCCGGAACAAGUGAAAAAUAAAUUUUUAAGUGAUCUCAGGACUUUCUUCAUUAACAAGAUGACCAGUUCGACAAAUGGCACUGGACCCGGAGAAAUGGUGAAAUGGGGAGCAUCGAACGAGGAACAAGCUGCUACCUGGACGUACGUGAUGUUAGAUAAGGACAAAAAUAAAGCGCUGGAAAGAAGAGAGUGGAAGGGGUUCCACCAAUUGAUUGCAAAUGUGGAACAUUUAAGGAAGUGUGGGCGAAAGCUGCCUCGAUAUUGUGACGUAAAUCACGAUACCAAAAUCAGUAUUACAGAAUGGAUGGCGUGCUUAGAGGUGACGCAGGCUUCUCAAGGACAAACGACUGAAGCAGCGAAGCCGUCUUCAAAUUCCAGAAGAAAAGGUCCAAAUCCAUUGGAAUCAAUAUUGAAAGCUGACGAUUAGGUUCCUAUGUAAGCAAACUGAAAACUUCGUGCCAGUGUUAGAUGUUAAAUGAAAUGAACGUGUGUGAAUGGAUAUUGUGUAAAUCAUUAUGAAGAUAGAAUACUAGUUGCGUAGUGUGGUUGUAAGUUAAGGUCCUUGAAUUGUUCUCAUUAUUGGCGUAAUUUAUUCGAUAACAUGUAUUCCUAGUACUGACUUAGUUAAUUUAUAUUGCUAGCGUGUGACUGUGAUGUAAUAUCACAUUAGCAAAUCGGAGCUAGGAUGUGUAACCGCGUACGAAUGACUAUAAUAAUAAAAAUGUAAAGGUGGAAUUAGACGAAAUACCCAGAGAUCAAAACGAGAGCUAAAACAUAGAAUCCUGUGCAGUUCACAACAAUUUGAACAAAUCCAUAAACAAUAAAGAGUGGGCAGUAGACAUGUUUGUUUUCACAUGGUACAAAAAUUGUGUUCAAGUUAGUCGUCAAUAUAAAUAAAAUUUGACUAAAUAAUAAUAAUCAAUCAAAAAAUUUUUAGACUGCUCGUAGCAUGUUUCACCUAAACCAAAAUUGUAGGAAUUUGGGAGGAAUUUAGUGUUUAUUCACGUGGUCUAACUUCACCUUAAUAUGUCUAUUGUAAUAUAUCCAAUAUGCAUUGCUGUGAGUGUUUUAGACUUGAUAGUAUGUAAGAUAUUAGAUUAAUAAUACGUCAUGUUGCUUAUUCUUGUCUUUGUCACACUUGUAAAAAGACCUAAAUAGCUUAUGGUCUCGAUUAUUUUAUUAGUGGUUUAAAUAAUAAACCGUCAAAAUGUAUUUCUAUUCUUUAUUGUACUUUAUGUUGUACUGUAUAAUUAGGAGGCCUUUCUCGUUUUGAAUCGCAUGUCACAAUUUCCUAAUAAAUUAAGGAAUUUUAAAGAGACAAUUCAGGAAUUCACUGUGCCUGAAUCAGGUCAGUGUAUGCUAUAUAAAAUAAAUAACUAAUCCUAAGGUGACUCCAAGAUGUAUUCAUAUUAUAACCACCAUUUGGAAUUUCAUGAAUAUAUUAUUUUUAUUUCAAAAUUAAUAAAUAUGCUAUAUGCUUUUAUUAAAAUUUAAUAAUAACUUCAUGUAUAAAUUUUCACAGUUUUGACAAAUAACAAUUUGUCAUUUGUUUACAAGGUUGUAAAAUUACCACUAAAAGAAAAAUAGUUUCACUCUGCUGAGUUUCGCACUAUCGGGGCUGAUUCUGAGGCGUAAUUUUUCUAAAUUUAUCUCUUAACCUAAUAUUUUAAUGUUGUAAUAACACUGUUUUGUGAAUCAUCAUAAUCUAAAAUUAUAAUAAUUUUGUCUUAAUCUACUCAUAUUAGAAAAUUAAUGCAUAUUGGGCCUUACAAUAAAUAUUUGAAAAAGCUGAGAUUAACUUUAAUUAACGAGCAAAUUUUAAUAUUAGAGAUAAAUUUAGAGAAUUGACGCCUCAGAAUCGACCCGAUUGUUAUUUUUAAACAGUUACAUGUUACGGAUUGAUGCAUAGAUAUAUACAUCAAUGCGUAAUCGAUGGAACAUACGUCAAAAAUACCCGGUAAUAUUUGAAUACCAAUAAUUAAUUUAUUAAUUAGUUUUCCUUAUUAUAAUUUAUUAAAUUAUAGACAUUAUAUGAUAUAAAAGAUAUACUGUAUAUAAUUUCAGAUGUAUUACCGCCCAUUUCUCAAUGUAGUCCCGCCAUUUUCUUCUCAUGUCUGUUUAGGAUCGGAGUAAUGUUUUCUUCUUUCAUUCAUCUCUAUUUGUAGUCAUCUCAGUAGUCAUUCCCCUUAGCAUUACACAUUUUACAGAAUUCUUUCAUCUCAUUACUUUCAAAUAUCCUCUUAUAUACUCAUUUUUUAACUUCUCUAUUCCUGUUACACCACACAUCCAUCUCAUCAUUCGCAUUUAAUUUGUACGAUACCAUCUUUCAUCUAUCUAACAAAACAGCAGGUUAGUUCAUACUCUUGUAAAUCUUCACUUUCAGUUGAAUUAUUAUUACCCAAUAUUUCGGGAUCAGAUCAAACAACUGAUGAAACGUAAAGACGUCAAAGGACAGAAGACUGUGACAAUGCGAUUUUUACCAAGAAGGGUCAUCCUAGUAUCUUAAGUGAUAAUAUUAUUUGAUUAGUAGGUGUGUAAUAAUACAGUCAAUGCGUGAUAUUCAUGAGAUAUACUAGCUUAGUAAAACGCAUUUAAGAAUUAAUGUUUAUAUACAUUUGUCAAAGCUCAGUUUAUAGUUUUGUCUACUAUGUAUACUAUAUAUUGAAAGUACCUAUUUAAAUUUUAGCAAGUCGAUAUCGAACUGUAAGAACUAUGUGAUAUUUUUUCAAUAUUAUUAUUGAUAAAUAAAUAAUUUAAUACAUCAAUUUCACAAAUUCAA
Messenger RNA from Galleria mellonella (greater wax moth), 4412 nucleotides. It is a transcript of the gene magu, whose product is annotated as SPARC-related modular calcium-binding protein 2. Gene Ontology annotation, molecular function: calcium ion binding; protein binding. Lineage: Eukaryota; Metazoa; Arthropoda; Insecta; Lepidoptera; Pyralidae. Gene Ontology annotation, biological process: establishment of protein localization to extracellular region. Bases 339 to 2060 code for a protein of 573 amino acids. The transcript is spliced from 12 exons. The record is from RefSeq and is a predicted model, not a curated record.